This is a messenger RNA of Alnus glutinosa, 3526 nucleotides long. Its product is annotated as probable LRR receptor-like serine/threonine-protein kinase At2g16250. NCBI's taxonomy places the organism in Eukaryota, Viridiplantae, Streptophyta, Magnoliopsida, Fagales, Betulaceae. Gene Ontology annotation, biological process: protein phosphorylation. Bases 410 to 3118 code for a protein of 902 amino acids. Gene Ontology annotation, molecular function: protein binding; protein kinase activity; ATP binding. The transcript has 4 exons. Gene Ontology annotation, cellular component: plasma membrane. The record is from RefSeq and is a predicted model, not a curated record.
UCUCUCUCUCUCUUAUUCUUCUCUCUUUUGUCAACUGGAGAAACUGUAGGAUUCAUAGAGUAGGUAGAGUGAGAAAGAGACAGAAAGAGAGACACUCGCAGAAAGAAAUAAAGAGAGAGAGGGGAAAAUGGGAGAAGAAGCUAGAGGAGAAAAGUGAAACAGAUUUGUCACCAUUCAGAAACAGUGUUUCAAGAGCGGAAGUUUGAGGUAAGAGUUUUUGGUUUGCUCUUUUUGAGAGAGAGGGAGAGAAAAAUGCAUUUUGGUGUAUUGGGUUUCUCAGAUUGUGAUUCUUUGAGUCAAAGAUACAUACACUUGUUAUACAUACAUAUGUGAAACAAAGAGAGAGACAGAGACAGAGAGAGAGAGAUAUACGGGCAUGUUUGGAUCUUUGGGUUAGUGCUCAUAAGCCAUGGGGGAUCGGCAAAGCAUAGUAUUGUUUGGGUUCUUGUUAUUGUUGCUGUUCGAGUCCACAUUAGAACAGUCGGAGCCACUGAGUUGGCGCACUGACCGAGUUGCUCUGCUCGAACUCAGAUCGUCACUAGGGUUGAGAAGCAGGGACUGGCCUCGAAAGGUCGACCCUUGCUCACGCUGGAACGGUGUGAGAUGCCUGAAUGGUAGAGUCAUUGGGUUGAACAUUUCUGGGUUUCAAAGAACCAGAAUUGGCAGGCAAAACCCUCAGUUCGCUGUCAAUGCUUUGGCCAAUUUGACGCUUUUGUCGUGGUUUAAUGCUUCGAAUUUCUUGCUUCCCGGCUCGAUUCCCGACUGGUUCGGGUUUCGAAUGGGUGCCCUCCAAGUACUUGAUCUUCGGUCUUGUUCUGUCGAGGGUGCUCUCCCUUCGAGUCUUGGAAAUUUGACCAAUUUAACUAGUAUGUACCUAUCUCAUAAUAACCUCACUGGGCAAAUUCCUGUUAGCUUGGGUCAAUUGUUGAGCCUUUCGGUUCUUGAUCUUUCGAGGAAUUCGCUUAAUGGAUUGAUUCCCUUGUCGUUUAUGUCGCUUGGAAAUCUUUCAAUUCUUGAUAUGUCUUCAAAUAACUUAUCGGGGUCGAUUCCCCCAGGCAUUGGUACCCUAGUGAAGCUUCAAUAUUUGAACCUUUCGAGCAAUAAUUUGUCGUCUCCCAUACCUGCUCAACUCGGGGACCUUAGUAGCUUGGUUGACCUUGAUCUCAGCUUCAAUACUUUGUCUGGGUCGUUGCUUGGCGAUUUGAGAGGGUUGACGAAUUUGCGGAAUAUGAUAAUUGGGGACAAUUUGCUUGGUGGGUCGUUGCCGGAUGAUUUUUUUGCUACUCUGACGCAGUUGCAGUCCAUAGUUCUGAGACACAAUCAUUUUACUGGUGUUCUCCCUGGUGGAUUGUGGUCAUUGCCUGAAUUGCGUUUACUUAAUGUAUCUGGCAAUAAUUUCUCUGGCAUGCUGCACAAUUCGAGUUCGAACACGAAUGCCAUUGCUGCAGUACUUGAUAUUUCUCAAAAUAUGUUCUAUGGAGGUCUCACGCCUUUGCUUAGAAGAUUCGGUUUCAUUGAUCUGUCUGGAAAUUUCUUUGAAGGCAGUGUUCCGGACUAUGUGCCUAUUAAUGCGUCACUUGACAGCAAUUGCCUUCAAAAUGUGUCCAGUCAAAGGAAUCUGACAGAGUGCUCGACAUUCUAUGCACAGAGGGGUCUGACUUUUGAUAAUUUUGGAAAUUCCACACAACCUCCUGCGGCGGGAAAUCCUGGGAAGAGCAAUAGAAAGACAAUCAUAUUGGCCGCAGUUUUGGGGGGAAUUGGUUUUGUGCUUUUAGUUGUGUUGUUGGUACUGCUGCUGUUAUGCACCCGCAAGAGGGGUGCUACAAAUCAAAGAGGGGUUGGUGUGGGGCCAGUUCCUGCCGAGGGCGGUGCACCACCUCCUGGAUUAGUGAUUAACUUUUCCAGUCUGGGAGACGCAUUUACAUAUCAGCAACUGCUUCAAGCCACGGGUGACUUUAGCGAAACAAACCUCAUAAAAAAUGGCCACUCGGGGAAUCUGUUCCGGGGUGUCUUGGAGAAUGGGAUCACUGUGGUCAUCAAAAGGAUUGAUUUGCGGGUAAUUACAAAGGAAACAUACCUUCUUGAAUUGGAUUUCUUUAGUAAGCCAUCGCAUACACGAUUGGUCCCCUUCUUGGGACACUGCCUAGAGAAUGAACACGAGAAGUUCCUUGUUUACAAGUUUAUGCCAAAUGGGGACUUGUCAAAUUCCUUGUACAGGAAAAACAAUUCAGAGGAAGAUGGUUUACAGUCUUUGGAUUGGAUAACAAGACUGAAAAUUGCAAUAGGAGCGGCGGAGGGUCUAUGUUAUCUGCAUCAUGAGUGUACUCCUCCCCUUGUGCACAGAGAUGUUCAAGCAAGCAGUAUACUGCUUGAUGAUAAAUUUGAAGUGCGGCUAGGGAGCUUGAGCGAGGUCUGUGCUCAAGAAGGGGAUACUCAUCAAAACAGAAUUUCCAGAUUGCUGCGGUUGCCACAGUCAUCAUCUGAACAGGGCACUUCUGGUUCACUGACAACAGUAUGUUCCUAUGACGUUUACUGCUUUGGUAAAGUUUUACUCGAGCUUGUAACCGGUAAACUUGGUAUCAGCGCCUCUAGUGAUGCCCAAGUUAAGGAAUGGCUAGAACAUACACUACCAUACAUUAGUAUAUACGACAAGGAACUUGUGACAAAAAUUGUGGAUCCCUCUCUGAUCAUAGAUGAGGAUUUAUUAGAGGAAGUGUGGGCCAUGGCCGUUGUCGCCAGGUCUUGCCUCAAUCCAAAGCCUUCAAGGCGUCCCCUCAUGAGAUACAUCCUCAAGGCUUUGGAGAAUCCUUUGAAGGUUGUCCGGGAUGAAAAUUCUGGGUCUGCAAGGCUUAGAACCACCUCUUCUAGAGGGUCUUGGAAUGCUGCUCUGUUUGGUAGCUGGCGCCAUAGCUCAUCUGAAGUAACAAUUAUUCCAGCAGCCUCCACUUAUAGAGCAGAAGGAGCAAGUAGUUUAAAACAGUCGGGAACCACAGGCUCACAAGCAAGUGGCCAAAAUGGUGGGGGUGAUCAUUCAUCCUCCUCACGCAGACGGCAUUCAAAAGAGAUAUUCCCUGAACCAUCUGGUGUUCAAGAUAUAGAAAGAACUGAUCAAAACUAGCACAGAGGUUGAGUGUUCUUGAUUCUUUGUCAAUAAUACAGCAGGCUUCCCAUUUGAGUGCUUGUUUGCCAGUACCCUGCAUUCGCCCUUCUUGCUGUUGGAGCUAAAAUGGGUUCAAGCCAUUUUUUGAACAUGAGUUCUUGCAGGGCAUCAAAAUUCCCUGAAAGGAAACUGAGAUACCAAGGUUUCAUGAAAAUUGUCGUCUUCGGGAUGGUGGAUUUAUUAUGUGGAUGGGUCAAGAUAUAAAGAAUUUUCGGAAGAAGGGUUCAGGGCCUCAGGGGUGUCACUGAUAAAUAGGGUUCUUAUUUGUUUGACAGCUCGUUCAUGGUGGAACAAGCUACCAUUUUUAAUUGUAAUUGAUUUUUUUUGUCUCUGGUCAUCUUGUGGAAUGUAAAUUGUAAUUGUCAA